AGUCAAUCGAUGUGCAUCGCUUGAGACGGGGUGGAAAACAUUUAGGGGUAAGAAAGAAGUGUGUGCUCGAUUAGCAAAAGCACGUAUUCAGUAAGCGUGGAUUCGAAUUAUGCCUCAAGAUGAAGUGCUUAAAAAUAUAUAUGUUUUGAUUAAGGUUGCGUUGGUUUCUUGUGUUGCUCCUCGCACUUGGCAUCACUUCAGCCUUCGGCGUGAAAGACUGAUCCUAUUGCUGUAAAAAGGUUGGCCACUUGCCAAGACCUGGAACAAGUGCGCCUCCCUUCCAUGCUGUUAGGCGUAUUCAUAGUUAGGGGUUUGGCUGAUUUUAAAAAGGCAAGCCUGGCCUGAAGUUGAUCAGUCUGCUCAAGAAACUUCUCUGGAGGGGAAAGUAUUGGAAUCGGUUUCAAAGGGGGGAAGGUCCAGGUUUUGUACAAAGAAUUGCAUUGCACCGAGAGAGGACAUCAAUUCUGUCAAUUAAGAAAAACAUUGCAUCCCGAAGUGUAGUCUUUUCAUUAGAUUUGGACUUGUUCUGUGAAUACUUUUUAUUUGUAAAUACAAAAAAUAUUUUUUUCAGUUUAUUUAAACUGGAGUGCUGAAAAGACCAUACAUUUGGAUGCGGACAGUUUUUUUGCUUUAUAAAUCGGAUCAUUUAACCCACGGGCAUUGUCGGUCAAUUCGUUUCACAUUUGAGGUUUAACAAUUGCGAGACGAAUAUGUUUCUCAGUUUUUGUCUACUGGUGACAUUUGUCCUGGGGCUAUCUGGGUGCUUGGGCUCAUAUGUGCCCUGCGAGCCGUGCGACCAGAAGGCGCUCUCUAUGUGCCCCCCAGUCCCCGUCGGUUGUCAACUCGUGAAGGAGCCGGGCUGCGGUUGCUGCCUAACCUGCGCCUUAUCGGAAGGUCAGGCGUGCGGCGUUUACACCGGAACAUGCACCCAUGGCUUGCGCUGCUUGCCGCGAAAUGGAGAAGAGAAGCCACUUCACGCGCUUCUCCAUGGCAGGGGAGUGUGCACAAACGAGAAAGGAUACAAACCCCUCCAUCCACCCAUAGAUCAUGAGUCUCGGGAACACGAGGACACCCUGACAACCGAAAUAAUGGAGGACCAACUGCAGCUUGCGAAAGUGCCACUCCUCCCCAAGCAGGACGUCAUCAACAGCAAGAAGAUCCAGGCCAUGCGCAAGGACAAGGACCGCAAGCGGGCGCAGGCCAAACUGCGCUCCAUUGGGCCCAUGGACUACUCUCCACUCCCCAUUGACAAGCACGAGCCAGAGUUUGGUCCUUGCAGGAGGAAGCUGGAUGGGAUCAUCCAGGGAAUGAAGGACACAUCCCGUGUCAUGGCCCUGUCCCUGUACCUCCCUAACUGUGACAGAAAGGGCUUCUUCAAACGCAAACAGUGCAAACCGUCUCGCGGCAGGAAGCGGGGCAUCUGCUGGUGCGUGGACAAGUACGGCGUGCAGCUGCCCGGUACAGACUACAGCGGGGGAGACAUCCAAUGCAAGGAUCUAGAGAGCAGCAGCAUCAACAAUGAGUGAAUAGGCUGCUCCAACCCCGUCCCGAUCACCUGACCCAGGGCCCUGCCUCCUCCUUUCCCUCCUGCCUGUCUGCUCCGCCCUCCAGUCACUUUUUGAGAUUUUCAAUACAAAAAAAAUUAAACCAUCAAAUGAACGAAAGGACAGGCUUGAAAAAAGGACACCUGAAAUCUCUUUUUUUUUGUGUGACUGUGUGCUCAUCUCUUAGUAGACGGAACCCAGGAGGUUUUAAGCCCUUGUUUGACCCUCGGGCCCCUCCCCCACUAAGAGUUGGGAACCACACUAAUGAUUCAUGAAAAUAUAUACUUGUGUUGAUAUAUUUUUAUAGAAGCUGGGGUGUAAGCACCAAACUUUGUAUCAUGUAAAGCUAACAUAAAAGCGAUGAAAAAACGAAAAUAAGGCAUGCUGAUUAUAAACAGGACUGUUUUGAUCUUUCACAUCUAUUGCUAUUGAGGUGUCAGAGGAGAUAGCUGGACCUUCUAUUGGCAGAGGUAUUUGUUUUUUUGGUUGGGUGCUUUCCAAAAAAGAAAAAAGAAGCAUGUGAUAGGGUCUUUCUGAGACAGUUGACUCUAUUUGGGUAUUUGGUUCUGUCACAGCACUUAUGAAUAGGGGAACCUGCUUGGAUAUGUGUAACUUCACUAAGUUUGUGUGGGCGUGCAUGUAUGUGUGUUUGAGUGUGUGUGUGUGUGAGAGAGAGGGAGUGAGCCUUUAACACAAGAAUGUCAUUUUUCUUUCUCUUUUCGUCUUGUCACAACAACAACAUAACAAGCAUUAUUGCUGGUGCUUGAAGUAGUCUUGAGGAUGGAUUUCUCCCACUAGCCUAUGAAACCUAUGUAUCUGGGAAAAUGGAGAGUGUUUGACAUAAUAAGCAGCUCAUUACAGACAAACCUAUGUAAGUGACUCUUUGACUCUGUAGCUAGCCUGAUAUGCCAACUGUGCCUAUUGUUAACAGACACUGCCAUGCAGGGUAACACAGAACUUAAUGGAGAACACUGCCCCUACUGGUGAAGGGAAUACUGCCACAAAGUGCCCAUUCUCUCAUCUGAUCAGAGCUGUGCUCAGCAAGACUCUAUUGGUCCAACUACCUGGACUUAAAGAAUAUUGAAUGUGGCUAAACAAUCAUGCAGUCCCCCAAUAACUAACAGCAGUAAUGCAUUUUAUUGCUAAAGUCUGGACAAAAAUUGGGAGAACGAGGGGAAAAAAGCAUUUUGUAGACUUGCAUUCACCAGUGAGGCUAGGUGUUUACUCUUUGUGUCUCAGUUGCUCGAGGGUGUAGUCUUGUAUGGUUUUGUUUGUACUGUUUUCUUUGCCUUCAGUGAAGUAACAACCGCCCACUUUUGAGCCAUGUUCCUUAACCAAGUGGUCCCCUAACACUGCUACGGUGUAACCUUGGUGUAUUACUUUUACCUAUAGAUUAAUGAAUGUUCUUUUUUUAAACAAACAACUACAAUGUACUGGUGCUUGGAAAAGGACGUGUGUAUUUUAGCCUGUAAACAAUUUGAAUGGUUCCAUGACAUCAUCCUUAUUUGAAUAUGAGACAGUCAAAAAAAAGCUAUACCCCAUCUAUAUCCUUCCCUCUUUGCUUGCAUGUCGCACCCUAAAAUUGUUCCCUCCUUCUUGACAACUUGUUUUUCAACACAACACAACAUUACUUGCAUUGGAAAUGGUGAGCAGUUUUCCUUCCACUGAAGGGGGGCAUCGUUGAACACUACCUACAGGGUCAGUUGAAAGAGUAGUUUAUGUCCGUCUGUGUGCAAGUCGCAGUGCCUUCCUACAUGCAAAUCCACAUUUGAAUAGUGAUGCAAAUGCAACGUGGUAGCUGUCUAAGUUACAGAAACCCUGCUCAUGCUGAGAGGCCCCAGAGUAGUAGUUCUUGGUGUAGUACAGACAAAGGGUAACUCUAUAGGAUGUGACAUAGCCCUUGUAAUCGUGUCACAAUCACAUUAUGAAUCCGUUGCUAAUCCCUCUCUGUGGGCAAGGCAGACCAGAAUACCCCUUCUGUCUCUUAUUUUCAAACGCACUGAUAAGCUAGAACAUUGCUUUCAAAGUUGACUGCCAAUGUAUUCGAUUGCCAGAAAAUAUAAGCCAAGUGAUAUUACAAUUCCGAGUUAGACCUAGCAAACUGCUGCUGCUUCUCUCUCCCAGUAGUCAGAGAAGAGAUGUACAAGGCAUUACUAGCCAUCAGAUCCUAUUCCACAGCGUAAGUGGUCAUAGUUACUCUAGCCAGGGAGUGGGAGGCAGGGUGAAAGGCCAUCAGCAGACAACAAAUUAAAGAGCUUUUACUCCAGCCUCAGUUGAGUCUGUGAACCAACCAUUACGUAAUAUUAUCCGUUUGGACAUACAGAUGUGAUGGAUAGGAUACUCUUGUUUAUCAUGGCUCAUAAUGGCAACGAGAUGCUGUAAAACUAACAAUGGGGUCAAUACGUUCAGGCCUAUAGACCUUUAUACCCUCAUUUACUAUUAGACAGAAUUAGUGGGAAAAAAGUCACUAUACCCUGCUACCCUUCACAUCCAAAAUGCCUUCUUACAUGGAGGUGAACUACUCAGCCCCUGUGGAAAAUCUCAAAUCACUAGGUCCUCCUAUACCCAAUGCAGCUUGGCACCCUUCCCCACCUUCACCCCAGUCCACUUUGAAAGAAAGCAGCUUGCACUUACUGUAUAGAAGUUAAAACAACUACAAUAUUAAUACCGACAGACAAUGUCCUGUAAUAGUGUUGCUUGUGUAUAGAAACAAAACAAGCUAAACAUUUACUGUGAUUCAGAAUCAGGCCUCUGCAAGGCCUUCUGGGUAAUCGUUGACAGGGGCUUAUGUGGCCCAUGCCUGGGACCUCCAUCACCAACGUCCAAUAAGGAAAUGGGGAUAAUAACACACAGUACCAUACAUUAGCAACCACACAACUGUCCCACUUUGAUCUAACUGUUCUCAUGGACUCUAGCACACAGAGAGUGAGAGAGAAAGAAUGACAGAGUGAGAGAGCGAAAGCAAGAGACAGAGCACCAUGGACAGGGGUCGUGUUCAGGGCCUAGCCACACACCACCCCUUCACGGAGGGGUCACCAAUGGCAUGACAGUAGAUACAGUUAGGAACAGACACAAGGAGACCUGGGAAUCUGAGGAACAGGAAUGCAGCUAGCGGCUGAUGUUUAGAUGUUGACUCCCUCUCCAGCUUCAAUGUUCACCUUCCAUUUUAAGAGCAAUCCGUCAGAAGCCUAUUGAAGUACUUGACCAGCCAUAAUGAUGCAGUCUAACUGGGCAUUUUCAAAAUUAAGAUUUGCCAAGGCUAUCUUGGGUCAAAGAAAAUGUGGAUAAGGGCAUUGAAUCAUUUGAGGUCUAAUCAACAAAUUGACACAAUUCAACCAAGCUGCGAAUUGUGCAAAUUCUCGAUACAUUUUCUUUGUGGUAUGGCGUUAGAUUGAGGUGUUGGAGAGGUUGAAUUUUAAAGUGUCUUCUUCAGAUUCCUAGUCUCCAACCUGGUUAUAGACUCAUACAGUUCAUACUACAAUAGUAACUACAGCUUUUUUUUCUGAAUGCAUAACGUUUUUAUGGAUGAAAUGAGACAAAAUCAAUUGGUUAUCUUAAUAACAUGUGGUGUUAACUGGCUUGUGAAAAAAGACCCAUUGGUGCCGGAGGAUAGUUACAAGAUAAUGGUCAGCAUUUGGAACUCUUCAUGAAACAAAUAUAAAAAAGACAAAAAAUCUCAAAUUAUUAAAGUGAAUAUCACUGUGUAAUAUUUAUUCAACUUGUAAUUUAUGUACUCUUUUAACCUUUGUCUUUUUUGUUAUGAUAAAGCAUUUAUUUAAAUAAAGUUAUGUAUUCAUUUAAA
Molecule: messenger RNA, 5346 nt
Organism: Salvelinus fontinalis (brook trout)
Lineage: Eukaryota; Metazoa; Chordata; Actinopteri; Salmoniformes; Salmonidae
Product: insulin-like growth factor-binding protein 5
Exons: 4
Coding region: 711-1526 (271 amino acids)
Biological process (GO): regulation of insulin-like growth factor receptor signaling pathway
Cellular component (GO): extracellular region
Molecular function (GO): insulin-like growth factor II binding; insulin-like growth factor I binding; fibronectin binding
Source: RefSeq, a predicted model, not a curated record